Messenger RNA from Plasmopara halstedii, 1053 nucleotides. RefSeq lists its product as uncharacterized. Bases 1 to 1053 code for a protein of 350 amino acids. Lineage: Eukaryota; Oomycota; Peronosporomycetes; Peronosporales; Peronosporaceae. The record is from RefSeq and is a predicted model, not a curated record. The transcript has a single exon.
AUGACUUCUAACUUUCAAAAAGAUUGGCGUGAUCUUGACGAUUCCUUAGCGCUGGAUGUCACACUCAUCGAGUCAGUCUUUUAUCAACUUUGUAAGCGUAAGCGCAACCAGCGUUUAGACUUGAAGUCAUUUGAAGAUGAAGAAAUGACACAAUUUGAAAAGAAAAUGUUUUCAAAAGCGGACGUGCUAUCUGCAUUGGAAAAAACCGACGGAUAUCUUGAAAAGCGUCCGUGGUUGCGGGUGCUGCAUACUCAAUUGGCCUGCAUAUCAAUUUCUAGAGAUGGUUUGACCUUGCAAGACUUUUUGUGCUCUCGUCAACGAGAUCGCACUGUGUGUUUGAGCGAUAUUCGGCGUCAGCUGGAGACCAUUUACGCUAACGCUAAACGCUCAAAAGAGAUUGAAGACAAGCACAAGGCUUCUGUCAAUCACGCCCGAGCUGUGUCACCAUGGUGUGUCUAUAAUUUUAAAUGGCUACACUCUUCACCAGCUAAACAGCUUUACAAUGUGCACCCGAUACCUCAAGCGAAAACGAAACUACAAUUAACGGCUGAGGUAGUAGGGAGUCAAGCGCGAGCCAUUGUGAAUGCAAUAGUGGGGCUAGCAUUGGACAAAUUAGUAGCAUUUUAUCUUACUCAAGGUCUCCCAAAUGAGAUACAGACUGAUCGACGUCUAGCUGUGGGCAUUUUGAGCUUGAAACCAAGCAGACAACGAGAUGUGAAACUUAAUUGCGAGCGUGAAACGAAGUUGCAAGCUCUUCGACUCGAAUUGUUCGCUCCCACUGCUAAAUUUCUAGUGGGUAAUGGUAAAUUAAAGGGUCAGAAUAGCCUCCAACAAGUACUGAUGGACUUGGCGAUGGUGGAAACUCAGGGCGAUCCUCACUUGGCACAUUUACUGUUAGAAAAUAAAAUCGUGCACUCUGGGCUUAGUCGUGCAGCUGAACAAGCUCAGCGUCUUAGGAUAAAAGGUCAAACGUGGGCCAUUGUAAAGCUUUGGCGUGACCUUCAUCGCGCACCAACUUUGCAAGCCAUGAAGACGGCAUCCAAGAGCAUAUAA